This is a messenger RNA of Chinchilla lanigera (long-tailed chinchilla), 6570 nucleotides long. RefSeq names its product zinc finger protein 507 (gene Znf507). The coding region runs from base 278 to 3151 and encodes 957 amino acids. Gene Ontology annotation, biological process: regulation of gene expression. The transcript has 7 exons. Lineage: Eukaryota; Metazoa; Chordata; Mammalia; Rodentia; Chinchillidae. Gene Ontology annotation, cellular component: nucleus. The record is from RefSeq and is a predicted model, not a curated record.
GUGGCUCACGUGAUCCGCUCCUCGCGCCGCCAUCUUGGAGCUCCGGAUGAGGAGGGGCAAAGAGGGGGAAAAGAGGGAAAGGAUCCGGGAGAGAGGUGGGCGAGGACCAGGGCGAGUGCACGGCAGGGCCCUGGCCGGCCAAAAGAGGCUAGCGGAAGCAGCAGCCGCCGCCUGACCGCAGCUGGAUUUUGAAGAUUGAUCCAAGGGACUGUAUUAAUUUCAGGAAUUGAUUUGAAAGACACUGGCUCUGCCACUUAACAGCCAUGUAACCUUGGAUAUGGAAGAAAGCAGCACUGUUGCCAUGUUGGUACCAGAUACUGGGGAACAGGAAGCUGUAUUGACUGCCGAAGGUGUCAUCAGUCCCUCAUUAGAAGUUGAUGAACAAAGAAAACUUAAAGCAGAUCCAUUAAUACAUGUUAUCCAGAAGUUAAGCAAGAUAGUAGAGCAUGAAAAGUCACAAAAAUGUCUUCUAAUUGGGAAAAAACGCUUGCAUUCGAGUGCUACAGCACAAUGUUUUGAAGCCGAAGAACUUUGUGAGAUUCCAGCUAAAGUAACCCAGUCACCUGCUGCUGGUAUUAGAAAGGCUGAGGUAUCACAAGCAAAUUUUAUCCCUGACUCUGUUGCCCAGAAUGAUGGGACUGGGACGGCUAUGUCUUACCAGUGUGGCCUUUGUAAGUUUCUAUCAUCUUCUUUUUCUGUGUUAAAAGAUCACAUCAAGCAGCAUGGCCAGCAAAAUGAAGUGGUAUUCAUAUGCUCAGAGUGCCAUGUUACAUCCAGAAGCCAAGAGGCACUUGAAGUUCAUGUGCUAAAUGACCACAAAAAUGAUGCCAACAGUCACUCUCAAUCCAAAGCCCAACAGCACGUAAGCUCCUCCAACUCAUCAUGUCAGAGAACCACAGAAAGAAGUGUUGAAACCGUUUCUGAUAUUCCACUAAAUGUGGACAGUUCACAAACUCUUAACGUCCAAACUGCAUCCAUGGCAGAAAUGGGUAAAAGAAAGUGGUAUGCAUAUGAACAAUAUGGCAUGUAUCGAUGCUUAUUUUGCAGUUACACUUGUGGCCAGCAGAGAAUGUUAAAGACACAUGCUUGGAAACAUGCAGGACAAGUUGACUGCACCUAUCCAAUCUUUGAAAAUGAAAACGAACCCCUUGGCUUGCUGGAUUCUUCAGUGCCUGCUGCACCUGGUGGAGUCGAUGCAGUAGUUAUUGCUAUUGGAGACAGUGAACUCAGUAUCCACAAUGGGCCAUCUGUACAAGUACAGAUUUGCAGCUCAGAACCAUUAUCGUCUUCCUCUCCUUUAGAACAGACUGCAGAAGACAGAAUACACCUAAGUCAGGCAGUUACCCUUGACCCUAGUGAGGAAGAAAUACUAGAAGUGAUGUCUGAUUCAGAGGAGAAUCUGAUUGCUGACAGCCUACUUUCAUCAGCACAGAAAAUUAUUAGCAGUAGCCCAAAUAAGAAAGGUCACGUUAAUGUGAUAGUGGAGCGUUUGCCAAGUGCUGAAGAAACUCUUUCACAGAAGCACUUCCUCAUGAAUGCUGAAAUUGAAAAGGGGAAAAACCAGCACCCAACAGAAGCCCAGACUGAAUGUGGAAGAACAGAUGAUGUUUAUCAUGCUGAUAAAUGUACCGUUGAUAUCGGGGGGUUGAUUAUAGGCUGGAGCAAUCCAGAGAAGAAAGACAGUGAGUUAAUAAGUAAAAGCCUGGGUACUGAUGAGAAUGCCCCUCCAGGCCGAAGAAGGACAAAUUCUGAGUCUCUUAGGCUGCACUCCUUAGCUGCAGAAGCCCUUGUCACAAUGCCUAUCAGAGCUGCAGAGCUAACAAGAGCUAAUCUUGGGCACUAUGGUGAUAUAAACCUUUUAGAUCCAGAUACUGGACAAAAGCAAGUAGAAAGUACAUUGGCAGCAUAUUCAAAAAUUAUGUCGCCACUUAAAAACACAUCCGAUGGAUUAACUAGUUUUAACCAAAGCAGCUCUACCUUGGUAGCACUCCCAGAGGGUAGACAGGAAUUGUCAGAUGGGCAGGUUAAGACCGGUAUCAGCAUGUCCCUGCUCACUGUAAUUGAGAAAUUGAGAGAAAGGACUGACCAAAAUGCCUCAGAUGAUGACAUUUUGAAAGAGUUACAGGACAAUGCCCAGUACCAACCCAACAGUGACACAGGUUUGUUAGGGACCAAUCUGGUGGAAUACAUCCCUAAUGCUGAACAGCCCUACCGUUGCCGCCUGUGCCACUACACAAGUGGUAACAAGGGCUACAUCAAGCAGCACUUGCGAGUCCAUCGGCAGAGACAGCCAUAUCAGUGUCCUAUCUGUGAGCACAUAGCUGACAACAGCAAAGAUUUGGAGAGCCACAUGAUCAACCACUGCAAAACAAAAAUAUACCAGUGUAAGCAGUGUGAAGAAUCUUUUCCUUAUAAGAGUAAUCUGAGGAAUCAUGAGCGAGAACAGCACAACCUUCCAGACACCUUGUCAAUAGCAGCUUCCAAUGAGCCAAGAAUUUCCAGUGAUACAACUGACGGGAAAUGUGUGCAGGAAGGGAAUAAGUCUUCAACCCAGAAACAAUAUAGAUGUGACGUGUGCAAUUAUACAAGUACAACAUAUGUUGGUGUCAGAAACCACAGACGAAUUCAUAACUCUGAUAAACCAUACAGAUGUUCUUUGUGUGGAUACGUGUGCAGCCAUCCUCCUUCUUUGAAGUCUCAUAUGUGGAAACACGCAAGUGACCGAAAUUAUAACUACGAACAAGUAAACAAGGCUAUUAAUGAUGCAAUCUCACAAAGUGGCAGAGUUCUGGGGAAAUCACCUGGAAAAACUCCAUUAAACAGCAGUGAAGAAAGAGCUGACCCUGUCACUGGAAGUUCAGAAAAUUUGGUGUCAUCCUCAGAGCUGAUUUCCCAGACACCCAUUGAUGUCUUAGAUCCCCACGAGAAUGAGAAACUGAGCCCUACAAGUAAUACCUCAUACAGUUUGGAAAAAAACUCCAGUUUGGUUCCUCCUGGGAUGGAGUAUUGCGUUUUACUCUUCUGUUGUUGCAUUUGUGGUUUUGAGUCAACUAGCAAAGAAAAUCUCCUGGAUCAUAUGAAAGAGCAUGAGGGUGAAAUUGUAAACAUCAUCCUAAAUAAGGACCAUAACACAACUCUAAACAUGAAUUAGUUGGACUAAGUACUUGAAGAGGAUUUCCUUAAACCAGUUUCACCAUUGUGCUGUCAAAUAACUUACUAGACACAAGAAAUAGUUGGUGUGACUUUUGAGGAAAUGACAGAUGUGACUUUGAAACCAAACUUGUCAUGUAAUAAAAUCAAUUCCAAAUGGAUAAGGAGUAAUGAAAUUUAAAUAUUUUGAAUGAAGGGAAGUGGGUUAAAGAGGAAGUAAUUAGUCCCUUCUGCAUUUACCCUCUGUUACUGCGGGUUAGUGUUGACUGUAUUUAUUAUUAAACGCUUAUUAUACUUUACAAGUGCAAAGCAGCAAAAGAGUUAAGAAAAGGCUUUUCAGGAACUGUUAUAAAGCUUGUUAUAAAAGUGUCACAGUCUUAAGCUAAGCUUAGUUCCCUGCAAGCUCACAUUUUCCGUGCCAGCCCUAGAACAGAUUCAACUUGUGAGAAAAGGGGGCAGCUGCUGGAAGGGGCUUUAGAGUGUCACCAACAGAAUCAACAAGGAAACAGGGAGAGGGCUUUGAAGUGAUCUUCUUAAGUCUUUCCCGAAAUCAAUAGAAAUUUAUUGAUAUUAAAUGUAAGGUAUGUUCCUUUAUUCCCUAAAAAAUACACCUCUAAAUCAAAUCUAGAAUACAAGUAGACAGAAGUAAAUAAUUGUCUUAAGUUUACAGUGAACUUCUUGUGAGCAAAGGAAGAAAUAGGGGAAAUCCCACCAACUCAAAUCAGAUCUGAAACUUACAGAAAUUUUGAGCACAGUGUACUUCUCAAAGGCUCUUUUCACUGUUUAAAAGAGCACAACACAUUUUCCCAUAGUUCUGUGGCCCUUCUAAUCCUUUCUGCUGUGUGACACACACAAACACCACAUCCACACCACACCACCCCCUGCUCAGCAUCUCAAAGAGUCUCUUAAAGCAACAACUACAGAAAUUUGCAUUUGAUCAUCAGGCUUUGGAAAUAGUUUGAACUCUAAGAUAAAAAAUCAAAUGGAUGAUAAAGAUGAAAUUCAGAAGCCUCUUAAAAUUAGUAUUGCUUUUGCGGUUAUGCUUCCUGAAGUUUACUAGUUAUUUUUAGCAGAAGAGGAAUAACCAGAAGUAACUAAAAUGCAAUAAAAAUCCAGGUUGUUUAUAAAAAUCUUAAUAAGUAACCAGUAUUUGGCAAAAUUGGGAUUUCUGUCUAAAAAAUUCCACUGAUAGUGCAAGGACAUAUGGCAACCAACUAAAAAUGUUUUUGCAUUCAGAUUUACCUUCAAAUACAUGUUAUGUUCUCAUUAAUUAUACAUUUUAUAUUAUAAUUAUUUCAAAGAGUAUCUUUGUUGUUGUUCUGAUCACUUAUUUAUGCACUGCUUUGUUAAGUAAGUUCCGCCUACAAGUCAAAAGCCCAGGACAUCAUUCACUGCACCUUUUUCACAGUGCUAUUUCUGAAUAUCAGAACAUUUUGAAUACUGACUUCUAACAUCUAGAGUUGAGGCUGUGAUGCUGAUAAAUUUAGAACAUCAAAAAUAGAGUUUCGUGAAGAGAAUACUAUAUAGACAUGUCUUAAGAAAGCAGUUAGUUACCCAAGCCCAGCUAUAAGUUAAAUGAAAUAUUUUAAAGGUAGCACUGGGAACUAUACAAGUGGGGCCAGGCAUCUUGAAACGUUUUCUGAUUUUUAAAAAAUUUUUAUCCCAUUUUGAUGAUGAUAUUUAAGCAAAUGACUAUAACUUUGUAGCUCUUUUGAUUUAGGUAGCUUUAAUUUAUUUGUAAAAAUUAAUCCAUUUCUGAUAUAUGAUCUUUAAAAAGAUAAAAUGAAUUUAUACUUACAAAAAUAUAUUCCCCAGGUCCACUGCAUGUGGAUGUAAAUGCAUUGAAACAUUUAUAUCUAAUUUUAAAUUCAAAUAAAGUACUUUAAAUAGUUCCAUUUUUACCACUCCUGUUGUUGUCACUCAUCUUGUACAUCAGUUUUUCAUUGCCAGUAACUAUGAUACAAUGUUUCCUUGUAAAAAUCUGUUAUUCUGAAAAGUAACAACCUUGGCUUUCAUUUUCCUUGGCUUCAAUUUUAUAUAAUCACUUGGAAACUACUAAUAUUCACAAAUUGCAACGGUGACAUUUUAAGUUACCUUUCUUAAUUUCCUUAAGCCACUCCUAUUCACCGUUACUAAAUUUUCCAUUUGGAAUCAUGAAUUUAAAAUUCCCCUACCCAAUGGGGAAGAAAUAACCCAGAAGUUUAAUCUGUUGCUGGCUUUAGUGUUUCCUUAAAGUAUUCUCCUGGCCUAUAGGAGGAACCAUGUACCAAGGACAUUCUGUAUUUUCCCUUGAUCAUUUUGUGGCAAGCCUUAAAGCAGUAUGUCUACCAAGAACAACUGAUUUUUCUAAAAGUAACAAUGAAGAUUAAAUAUGCAAUUGUAAUUAUAAAAGAGAUUAGUAACUAAAAUAAUCAGUAGGAAUUCCUUUAUAGGAGUAAUGCUUUAUUAAUUGCUACUAGACCCUUUGUCACCAAAAGCUCAUACUAGUUGGUUUCUGCUCUGAACACUUCGAAUUCUAAGACUUGAUAGUGAAAAUAGUUUUAAAAGAAAGAGAGUUACUAAAUUCAGCAAAGAUGAGAAUGGAGAGAUGAUGCAUUCUGAUCAUCAUAAAUAAUACUGUUUAAGACUGUCAUUUUCUCCUUUUCUCUAACAAUCCAGAAUACGAUUGGUGAUGCCAGUGUUCCACCGUUCCUUGCCUAUAUUCCAUUUGAUCAGUAGACUAAGAACUGUGGCUAGACAGUGCAGUGUAGUGACAUGGGCUGAAGCCUGUGUAACAGAUUCUUCAUUCUAUUCAGGGUAACUGUUAGUGGCUUUAUAAUCAUUUCGCAGUUUUGUUCUCACAAAGCAAAUGGUGGGCAUCCAUGUUUACAGUGUAUCUUCCUGUAGUGUAUUUGGCUUGACAAAGACAAGCAGGCUUCUCUAUUGAGACAUAUUCUUAGUUUUCAUAGACUUAUUUAAUCGUUUUUUGUACAGCAAGGUGCUCUAAGUAACAUUCUAUAAAAUAUAUUUAAUAGAAAUUUGAGUUUGAUAUUCAUGGACAUGAAUACAUGUAUUUUUUUAAUAAAUAAAUAUUGUGUAGCUCUAUGGCAUUGCUUCUAUAGCCAAAGUAUAAAGAUUUCUGCAACACUGACAUGUAAAGACUACAGUUUAUUCUGACACUGUAUGUUAUUAAAAUAGGAUGAUUUGCAUUUUGUAAAAUUAUCCUGCACAUCAAGCUGCAUGCCUUAAAGCUGAAACCCUAGGAUUGUGUUCAUGGUAGAACAGUUUAUCUGUUCAGACAGUGAAGCAAGGUUUAUAGCACUUCUUUAACUACCUUUGGAAAUACUGUACAAUGUUAGAAUAAUUUAUUUUGCUUUACAGGAGUUUGUCAUGUAUUGACUUUAAUAUUGUAUUUUGGUAAUAAAUUUUUUGUUAAAAACA